UCACAUGACGUUUGCUUGGACGAGCAAACAAAACAACUCUAUCUUAACUGUGUUUUCUCUUUCUUUUCUUUGUUCAGCAAAUGUGAUCUCCUCACCACAAGCGCUGCCGCUGCUAUUGCUGCAAGUGAACACAUUUAAACAGGUUUUUAACGGCAGUCUGAGUCAACACUGUCGCUGCCUAUGGAGGCGGACGGACUGGAAGAUGAGGGACCCUCGUCUCAGAGUGAAGAUUUCCAGUUGGCACAUCAGGGGAGUUCAGACCCUGUAGACAAUGUGUAUGUGGAUAAGGAAGCAGUGGAUAAACUCACAGAGGGAUUACUCUCUCACUACCUACCAGACCUACAGAACUCUAAAGGGGUACUUCAAGAGCUCACACAAAAUCAGCUGAUAUUGUUAGACACACUCGACCAAGAAGUCACAAAGAUCAGCGACUGUAAUGCUUUACUGGACCUGAAUUCGCUGUUUACAGAGGCAAAAGUUUACCACAAUAAACUGGUGAGCAUCCGGAAAGAGAUGAUCAUGAUUCACGAAAAGACAACUAAACUAAAGAAAAAAGCUUUGAAACUGCAGCAACAGAAGCAGAAGGAGGCACUGGAGAAGGAGCAGCAGCGUGAGAAGGAGCUGGAGAGAGAGAGGCAGCUUAUCGCCAAACCCGCUAAAAGAACAUAGGAUCCUGCAGCAGUAUUGUCAACCACACAGCUGGUUUAACAUGUUUUGCCUUAUUUAUUACAUAUCAACAGCCAUUUUCCAAAGAGUGGGGUUGUUGUGACGUUUUUCUUUCUUUUUUUUGAAAAUUCAUUUCUUUGGGUAUCUUGCAUUUAUUUGACAUUUCACUGUAGAGACUCAGAUCAGAGCAGAGAUGAGCGAAGAUGUCUUGGGGUUUUGGUGGUAACGUCAUAUACUAUAAAUCUAGUGGCCAAAACAAACCAUUUAACCCCUCUUAUUCUUUUAUCAUCAUUAUCCAUCUUAACGCAGACAUAGUGUAGCAACUAUAAAAGCCUGAAUGAAAACGCAGCUACGAGGCUGAGAUGUUGAAGUUUAUGCAGAUGAUUCAAGAAAAUGAUCAAUGAGAAACUGUAACUGAUGAGAAAUCAUAAUAUGAUUCACAAAACAAAGAUAUAUAACGGAUGGUAAUGGUGUGUGAAGUGCCAGUCAACACCGUCUGUCUAUAACUUUCAUGUGCCAGUGAUCAGAUUAAACUAAACUGAGGUUUUAGCUCCUACAGGUAGGCAGCGUCACUAGGAAGGUAGUGAUUUGGUUGAGACUCAUCCACAGGUCUUUAAAAAGCUGUUUUUACUGUCUCGGAACACACACACACACACACACACACGCUUUAUACAGUAUGACAGAAGAUUUACAUUAUACUGAAAGGUUGUUAUGGAGAUAUUGCUAAAAACCCUCGAAGAUGAAUGAGAAACAAAUACUUUGUUACUUCCUGUGGAGAAACUGAAUAGAACUAAAUAUUCAGUUUAUAGAACAGCUGAGCAAUAUGUUGCCUAUCCCAGUUUUAAAGCAUUCUUACAUUUAACUUAUCAGUUUUAGUUUGUUCAGAAUUAUUGCAGGACUGCGUUAUAGAUAGUAAAAGUAAACAUGAGUUUAUUGCUUUACAUUUCAGGAAGGAUUCAUGUUUGGGUGCAGGGUAAUUGUAGUUGAUCAGGUUUAACCCUGUUACCCACUGGAAUAUAUAUACAUAUCUAAAUAUGUAUAUAUUAUUGUAAUAUUUAACUUCUAAGGACAGAAACAUGGCAUAUGAAUUUAUAGGAAGCUUUUAAAAUAGGACUGGAGCGUGUCAAAUGUAUUGUUUGCUUGACUUUGAGGAUAUGAGUUGUUACAGUAGCCUGACGACUCGUGUUUAUUCACUUUUAUGAUGACGCUCUUUCGUCGUUUUAUUGCUGCACUGCAGUUGGAGCAAAGGUGUGUGAAACAGUCUGCGAGGAAGGAAAUGUAAACAGUGUGUGUUUGCCUUGGUGAAACAGUUCAGUCGGUGUAUGACGAAUGUUCUCCGGGAAGGAGCUAAAAUGUUUGGUCCUUUUUUUCCCCCUGAGAUGAACAAAAUCAGCACAAACCAAAAACACAAGGACUAACUCAUCAGAUGCUGGUAUUUACAAGAUCAAACCUCUAAUACAGAAACACAAGCACUUCCCCCCCGAGAGCAGAACAAAUGAGUCAAAGACACAUCACAUGACCAGGAGGAGAGACAGACCAUUUACUAUUUCCUCUUUAUGUUUUUAAAUGUUGAUAUACAGUAUGUUGUCCCUGGGCUUCAUAUCCUGUUUGUGUUGAAUGUUGAUCUGUGCUAGAUUUGACUGACUGUACUUCUGAGGUCCAAAUAAUUUAAUAAUAUGUGUCAAACUUUACCCCCACUGUUACUCUGCAUCCAAUAAUAAUAAUGAAUGAUAAAUAUUUAAAAAAGGCUGCUAUGCACUACUUUUACCUGGAACGCCAUUGUUUGUACUAGUAUGUACUAUAUGAAUAUUAAAAUCAAUACAAACUA
Solea solea (common sole) is the source of this 2494-nucleotide messenger RNA. RefSeq names its product biogenesis of lysosomal organelles complex-1, subunit 6, pallidin (gene bloc1s6). Lineage: Eukaryota; Metazoa; Chordata; Actinopteri; Pleuronectiformes; Soleidae. Gene Ontology annotation, cellular component: transport vesicle; extrinsic component of membrane; BLOC-1 complex. Bases 181 to 669 code for a protein of 162 amino acids. The record is from RefSeq and is a predicted model, not a curated record. Gene Ontology annotation, biological process: intracellular transport. The transcript has 6 exons.